UUUUCUGACAUCUUGAGACAAUCCACAACUGCUCUCUGAUGGUGCACAAAACAGUUUUUAACACUGACAUGAGUGAACGACUGGUUAUUUAUAGAGGAAGCCAGAUCAGGACUGAAACUGUUAAUCAGGUUAGGAGCUCAGUGACUGAAAAUGUGCAAGAAGGCCAAACACACACACAUACACAGACAGACACACACUGGGGGAAAGGAUGGUUGUCCCCUGCUGUGGGACAAGAAUGGACCAGGACUGAUGUUGUGUUUACAGUCAUUGUGUGUGCACGGCUCCCAGCAUCCUCAGCACAUGCUUGCAGGUGCAGGCUUGUGCAGCAGCAGCAGCAGGAGCAGACUCACAGAUUAGACAGCGAGCGGACGGGGCUCAGUUUCCCUGCAGGCUGCACAGCAUCAACAACACUCUCCCCCAGAAACUGUCACACGUGUUCUCCCACUCUCCUCUCUCCGCACAGCUCCGUGUCUGUCGGUUCAUCCGCUCCUCGGGUUCCAGGGAGGCGAUUCUCCACCGCCGCCAUUUUUUGUUAGGGGACUGCCUACCGAAAGGGGAGAAACUUUGCUAGCUAACGCCUAACAUUAGCAGCUAGCUAGUUGGCCAAUAGCCCUUGCUUGCUUGUCUGCUAGCCCGUUGUGACAGCGGCAGACGCCUGACAGUCGUUAGCCCGGCUAGCUAGCAUCGCGUUGAAUUAUUAUUGCCACCGGCUACUAUAAAUGACAAAAUCGGCUGUUGCUAAAACGAACAAAUUAGCAAAACGGAGCGUGUGUGCUGGGAAGGCGACUGUGUUGUUAGAUUAGCGAAUUAGCAACUGCUAACGUGUAAGCUAGCCCCACUUUGAUUCCUCUGGACUGCGUCGCCUCGUCUGUGAUUUUUUUUUUUUUGUUGUGUGGCGUCAGUCGCUUUGCUCUGCCGCGUCGACCGGAGCCUCCAGCCGCCAACACCCCUGUCCCCGACCCGCGAGGACUCCUUUCUGGACGAGGCGCCCAUGUGCUGAUUCCUCAGGCCCAUCCAUUACUGCAGAUGAAUCUUCAGCUGCUUUGGCGUAGCUCAGCACCCAGAUAGUCCCACCCCCUUCGAGUGGGCGAUAAGGGACUACAUUAACCAGGAUGCCCUCCUCUGUAAGGGCAGGGAGCCUGAAGGAUCCGGAGGUGUCUGAUCUUUUUUUCAAAGAAGACCCAGAGAAGCUUUUCUCAGACCUCAGAGAGAUUGGCCAUGGCAGCUUUGGCGCCGUCUACUUUGCACGGGAUGUACGCACUAAUGAGGUGGUGGCAAUCAAAAAGAUGUCCUACAAUGGCAAACAGUCUAUUGAGAAAUGGCAGGACAUAAUAAAGGAGGUGAAGUUUCUCCAGAGGAUCCGGCACCCCAAUAGUAUAGAGUACAAAGGAUGCUACCUCCGUGAGCACACAGCAUGGCUGGUGAUGGAGUAUUGUCUCGGCUCAGCCUCUGAUCUGUUAGAAGUUCAUAAAAAACCUCUACAAGAAGUAGAGAUCGCUGCCAUUACACAUGGUGCUCUGCAGGGGCUGGCCUACCUUCAUUCCCACAAUAUGAUCCACAGGGACGUGAAGGCAGGUAACAUCCUGCUGACUGAACCGGGGCUGGUCAAGCUGGCCGACUUUGGCUCGGCCUCCAUCGCCUCGCCUGCCAACUCCUUUGUGGGAACGCCAUAUUGGAUGGCCCCUGAGGUGAUUCUCGCCAUGGAUGAGGGCCAGUAUGAUGGGAAGGUGGAUGUCUGGUCCUUGGGGAUCACCUGUAUAGAAUUAGCGGAGAGGAAGCCUCCCUUGUUUAACAUGAAUGCAAUGAGUGCCUUAUACCACAUAGCGCAGAAUGAGAGUCCCACACUAAUGUCUAGUGAAUGGACGGAUUACUUCAGAAACUUUAUCGAUUCUUGCCUUCAGAAAAUCCCCCAGGACCGGCCGCACUCUGACGACAUGCUGGGUCAUGCAUUUCUGCAGCGUGAACGUCCAGACUCUGUGCUAAUGGAUCUUAUUCAAAGGACCAAGGAUGCCGUGCGAGAGCUGGACAACCUGCAGUACCGCAAGAUGAAGAAGAUCCUCCUUCAGGAGGCUCACAACGGACCCGCUGCAGAGCCUCAGGAUGGAGAUGAGGAGCUGGAGCCUGGUGGAGGUCGAACAGGAACAGUGAACAGCGUCGGCAGUAAUCAGUCCAUCCCCAGUAUGUCCAUCAGCGCCAGCUCCCAGAGCAGCUCCGUCAACAGCCUGAAUGAAGCGGCCCAGGACAGCCACAGCGAGCUGGACCUGAUGGAGGGGGACCACACAGUCAUGUCCAAUAGCUCUGUCAUCCACAUCAAACCGGAAGAAGAGGAGAGCUUCUCUGGGGAGCAGGAACCCAGCAGUCAACCCACUGAGCCCCAGGCAACACCAGCUCAGGUCCCAAGGAAGCACUACCGCAACAGAGAGCAUUUUGCCACCAUACGCACAGCGUCACUUGUGACUCGAGAGAUGCAGGAACACGAGCAGGACUCUGAGCUACGGGAGCAGAUGUCAGGAUACAAACGAAUGAGACGGCAACAUCAGAAGCACCUGAUGGGUCUGGAGAACAAGCUGAAGGGAGAGAUGGAUGAGCACCGUCUGAGGCUGGACAAAGAGCUGGAGAGUCAGAGGAGCAACUUCACCCAAGAGAUGGAGAAGCUGCUCAAAAAACACCAGACGGCCCUCGAGAAAGAUCUGAAGACAUUUGCCAAUGAUGAGAAGAAGUUCCAGCAGCACAUCCAGGUGCAGCAGAAGAAAGAGCUCAGCAGCUUUCUGGAGUCUCAGAAACGAGAAUAUAAACUACGCAAGGAGCAGCUCAAAGAGGAACUGAGUGAGAACCAGUCGACUCCAAAGAAAGAGAAGCAAGAGUGGCUCUCCAAGCAGAAAGAGAACAUCCAGCACUUCCAGGCGGAGGAGGAGGCCAACUUGCUGAGGAGACAGAGGCAGUACCUGGAGCUGGAGUGUCGUCGGUUCAAACGCAGGGUCCUCAUCGCCAGACACAAUGUGGAACAGGAUCUGGCCAGAGAGGAGCUGAACAAACGGCAGACGCAGAAGGACCUGGAGCACGCCAUGCUGCUCAGGCAUCAUGAGUCGAUGCAGGAGCUGGAGUUCAGGCAUCUGGGGACGAUCCAGAAGGCGCGGGCAGAGCUGAUCCGUACCCAGCACCAGACCGAGCUCACAAACCAGCUGGAAUACAACAAGAGGAGGGAGAGGGAGCUGAGGCGGAAACAUGUCAUGGAGGUCCGACAGCAGCCCAAGAGCCUCAAGUCUAAGGAGCUUCAGAUUAAGAAGCAAUUCCAAGACACUUGUAAAACCCAGACCCGGCAGUACAAGGCCCUCAGGAAUCAUCUGCUGGAGUCCACGCCCAAGUCUGACCACAAGGCUGUGCUGAAGAGGCUGAAGGAGGAGCAGACCAGGAAGCUGGCCAUCCUGGCAGAGCAGUACGACCACUCCAUCAAUGAGAUGCUCUCCACGCAGGCUCUGCGGUUAGAUGAAGCUCAAGAGGGGGAGUGUCAGGUUCUGAGGAUGCAGCUGCAGCAGGAGCUGGAGCUGCUCAACGCGUACCAGAGCAAGAUCAAGAUGCAGACGGACGCCCAGCACGACAAGGAGAAGAGGGAGCUGGAGCAGAGGGUGUCUCUGCGGAGGGCUCUGCUGGAGCAGAAAAUUGAGGAGGAAAUGCUCGCCCUGCAGAACGAACGCCUGGAGCGGAUCCGCUCGCUGCUGGAGCGACAGGCCCGAGAGAUCGAGGCUUUUGACUCUGAGUCCAUGCGGCUGGGCUUUAGCAACAUGGUGCUCACUAACCUGGCUUCUGAUCCCCAGGGAGGCUGGGGGGGCGGAGGUGGAGGAGGCCAGGGGGCUCAGGGGGGAGGCCACUGGCCUGCAGGAGGUGGAGGAGGGGGCCACCAUAGUCAUCACCACCAGGGGAGCUCCAGCUCACAGCAGCCCUGGGGUCACCCCAUGCUGGCUGGGGGUCCACCGCCCUGGAGCCUCCAUCACCCCGGAGGAGGGAGUCAGAGGGGGAGUGGAGGCGGUGCGGGAGGGGUGAGGAACAGCCCGCAGGCUAUGAGGAGGACGUCAUCAGGGGGAAGGAAUGAACAGGGCAUGAGCAGGAGCGCCAGCAUCACCUCUCAGAUCUCCAACGGAUCCCAUCUGUCGUACACUUAGGCAACACACACACACACACACAAAAGAGAAACAGUCAAUGUCUUAACGUUGACACACCGAAGUAACACUGUACACAGACACACUCCACACAUGCUUCACAUACACUUAUUUCCCACUGUACGUCUGACUCUUACUGCACAGUACUGACACUGGGUUUACUUCCACCCAGUUGCUCCCAUCACCACUUCUCUUUCACCAGUGCACUGCUACCAGCAGCGGUCUGUGGAAACCCAACAGUCUCGAGAUUAAUCCAAGAUGGCUGAAGGCCAUAUACAGUAUCCCACAGUGCAAUAGUGUUUUACUGUAGCCUACUGUGCUAUUUUAUGUGUUUUUAUAUUUGCAAUGUUAGUCUCUGUUGCCAUAGACUCAAAGUAGAGUUCAGAUUAUCUAGCAGGAGUUUAUCAGGAGGAGUUUGUUUGCAGUAUGCUGUUUUAUAUGCUGUUUUGUGAUAGCAAAAUUAGUUGCAUCAGGGGAAAAUUAGCAUUCAAUGUGUGCAAUUUUUUUUAAUAACACUUAAAUAUUUUUUACUUCAAACCACUCACGGCUCAAGAUUAAAGCACAGAAAUCGUAAUAAGAGAAAGUUUUAUGAGAUUAUUGCUCAUGUACUGUUGCAGGCAGAUCAGAUGAGAAGGCAGGAGGUGACGUAGGGGUCGGACUUGAGACUGACGAUUAAAGAACAGAGUUUCAGAACAUGUUGCAAAGGUGUAGAAGGGAGAUGGAAGGAACAGAACAGAGAUUGAUGUCAGUGGGUAUCUCUGACUUUAAAGAUGUAGUGCAGUGAUGUAACUGAGGAUGGUAUCUACCACCGAGUGGAAAUGUAACCUGUGAAAUCACCUGAUUCACUAAGAUUAAAAAUCACACCCAGUCCUGAAUGUCUCAUGGGUUGAACACCCUUGGGUGGGGAGUUGUUUACUAGCAGGGCUGCGAAGAUGCCAAAGGUACAGAGUCAGAUAUUGUUGUGGUAACUACUCAUGCCAACGUAUUGUGAAGUUUUUUAUGAGAUUUCAGUGGAGGUUCAGUUCAAACUAUGAGGCCAAACAGAUGCAUCUUCAGCUGGACUGCAGGAGAGAAGCACUCAGUUCCUGUGCUCGUGCUCUGCCUUAUGGGUUCGACUCUUGGUUUCCACAGGCCUCUGCCCUUCACUCACACCUGCCCAGUCUGAGGGAUACUACAGCCUUACACAGCCGUCAUGACAGGGUGGCUUUUCAGCAGCACCCAACCUCUACCUGAAUAGAUUCAAACCUGUGCAUUCACUCUUCACUCCUCACUUUAAUGCCCUAAUUGCCUGCUCCAAUUUGGCGCCGUCUUAUCGAUGCACUAUGAAUUUCUUUGAUAAAGUGAACGAUGCCUGUUUGCCUACCUCAAGUAGAGCUUCACCACAAGGUGUCGUGACUUUACAAUGACUUGCACUUUGGCACAGGCCUUUACCCACAGGAAAUAUGAAUCUGACACAUUUACACACACAAAUUCACUUGAAAUAG
This is a messenger RNA of Hippoglossus stenolepis (Pacific halibut), 5641 nucleotides long. RefSeq names its product TAO kinase 1b (gene taok1b). The record is from RefSeq and is a predicted model, not a curated record. The transcript is spliced from 21 exons. Gene Ontology annotation, molecular function: protein kinase activity; ATP binding. Gene Ontology annotation, biological process: protein phosphorylation; execution phase of apoptosis. Lineage: Eukaryota; Metazoa; Chordata; Actinopteri; Pleuronectiformes; Pleuronectidae. The coding region runs from base 1113 to 4160 and encodes 1015 amino acids.